AUGUGGAAUGAUGUGGAACAAGAAGAAAUUCAAAUUUUGCAGGAAUUCUCUUGGUUACUUGCAUUUUUGGUUCGAAUGCUGAUGCAAGGGACAGGGUUUGUAGGUAGGUUGUGUUCAAAGCACGACUUGCAUGGGCAGUAUGAACAUGUGUUGCGUGUGACGACAGCGAUGAUGCUUCCCUGGCGUGCUAUGCGGCUGAAGUUGACACAUGAGGAUGCGCCGAAGCACAAGUCGCUCGUGACAUCUGUUGGCUGGUACAAGACAGGCAAGCAGUAUGAGCUUAUCUCUGCGGGGGAUGAUCAGGAAAUAUGGAAAUGGCAUGUUGAAGGUUCGCCGAUUGCGAAGCUUUGCAGCUGUGAGUCCUACUGCACGGCCAUGGCUUGGAUGCCGAGUGGCAAAGGUUCAGACAAUGCCUUUGCUUUGGGCUGUGCAGAUGGUACCUUUCGACUCAUUAGUGAAAUGGGUCGAGAAGAAAAGAAGGUGGAUGCACAUCGAGGUGCUGUGAUUUCCCUUAGAUGGAGCUUUGAUGGUUCGGCCAUCGCAACAGCUGGGGAGGACGGGAUUGUGAAGGUAUGGUCUCGAAGUGGCAUGCUACGAUCGGCGCUCGCACAGCAGUCUCAUGCAAUCUACUCCGUUGUCUGGUCUCCAGACUGUGAGCACAUCCUUUUUGCUUGCAGUUCCAAGAUCCACCUGAAGUCCAUCCAGGCUCACGAUGGAGUCGUGAUGAUGCUUGACUGGUCCUUUGUCAACAACACGAUCCUUUCCGCCGGUGAAGAUUGCCGGUACAAGAUUUGGGAUGCCUAUGGGCGCCUUCUCUUUAAUUCAGCACCUCUUGAUCACGUUGUGACCUCCAUUGCUUGGUCCCCAACAGGCCGGCAUUUUGCCGUUGGAAGCUUCAAUACCUUGAAGCUUUGUGACCGAACCGGUUGGUCCUACUGCAGAGAGACGCCAGACGUGGGGUCAAUCUUUUCGAUCUCGUGGUGCAACGACGGCACACAACUGGCCUGCGGCACUGGUAGCGGGCAUGUGGUCUUCGGAAGCCUAGUGGCCAGAAGCUCAUGGGACGCCUCGGCAGUCAUGGCUUCUCUUCCAAGUUUCAAAUCUACUGCUGGACCGGACACGAGAAACUCUACUAUAUUGUUUCUGGAUUGUAAACUUGACUUGAGAUUGACUGCAUUAAACCAGGCCAUUCAGACAGUCACACACUUUGGUAAACUCCAUAAUGGAGAGGGUGAAAUGAGAUGA
Molecule: messenger RNA, 1245 nt
Organism: Cladocopium goreaui
Lineage: Eukaryota; Dinophyceae; Suessiales; Symbiodiniaceae
Source: the annotation of a GenBank genome assembly